Messenger RNA from Thrips palmi, 818 nucleotides. RefSeq names its product DNA-directed RNA polymerases I, II, and III subunit RPABC1-like. The record is from RefSeq and is a predicted model, not a curated record. Gene Ontology annotation, biological process: DNA-templated transcription. Lineage: Eukaryota; Metazoa; Arthropoda; Insecta; Thysanoptera; Thripidae. The coding region runs from base 108 to 740 and encodes 210 amino acids. The transcript has 7 exons. Gene Ontology annotation, cellular component: RNA polymerase I complex; RNA polymerase III complex; RNA polymerase II, core complex. Gene Ontology annotation, molecular function: DNA binding; DNA-directed RNA polymerase activity.
GUGUUUCGUGCUACCAACCCAACAACUUCAACGGGAUCAAAAUCAAAACAUUGCGUUCACGUUCACGUGUUCCGCUCAAGGUUCGGGAAAAUCCUUAUUCUGAGAAAAUGAGCAGUGGUUUGGAAAUCAAACAGCUAUGGAGAGUGAAGAAAACUAUCAUGCAGCUCUGUCAUGAUCGAGGGUACUUGGUUACUCAAGAUGAGCUGGAUGAAACUUUGGAUGAAUUCAAAGAAAUGUACAAGCUUAACCGGUCUGUCGCUGACCAACCCCUACGUAAUAAACUCAGGAUGUUGUUCACCCACUCUACCACUGACGAGAAGCUAUUUGUAUUUUUUUCUGAGGAAAAAGUUCUGAGGAAGCCGAACAUUGUUGGUUACGUUCAGGAGAUGCAGAAGGAGCAAGUUGGGAAAGCAUUACUUAUUGUUCAAGAUACAUUGACUCCAGUUGCUAAAAAGGCUGUUGUAGACUUCAACCCAACGUACAGUUUGGAAGUGUUUCUGGAAAAAGAAUUAUUAGUCAACAUUAUGGAUCAUGAACUUGUUCCAAAGCACAUAGUAUUAUCUCCACAGGAAAAAGAAGACCUUUUUGAAAAAUACAAGUUAAAUGAAAAUUUGCUUAUGCGCAUGCAGGCGUUUGAUCCUGUUGCCAAAUACUACGGGUUGAGGAGAGGACAGGUUGUGAAGAUAAUUCGCAAAUCAGAAACUGCUGGACGCUAUGUGUCGUACAGACUCGUUUGUUGAUACUGCACUGUGAUUCAUAUGUAAAUAAGAUUAUUUAUAAUAAAUUUUUUUAAAAUAGUGUGUAAGCUUGACAGAAAA